AUGGAGUACUACACAUUUUCUCAAGAAUUUACCGAAAACGACGACGAUCGUGCUUCGGGAAAGCAUCACGUGAAGAACACCUGGGUCAAAGAACGUUACGAGAGCGAUGAAGAAGAUGGGUCGAGAGAAGAGAAGGUGAACAAACUGAUCAUAAAACAAGAAGAAGAUCAAGAAACAAAAGGUAUGGUGACUUCAUCGAGUACGAUGUUGUCUAGUAAAGUUAGGUAUCUCAACUAUGGAGUUCUUAAACAUGACUUACCGGCUCCGGCAGCUUCCGGUGGCGGAGGAAGAGCUCUUCCUUUUCCCUCGAACCCGUACCACCGUGGCCAUGAAAAGUACUACAGAUGCAGGGGUUGA
This is a messenger RNA of Microthlaspi erraticum, 357 nucleotides long. The record is from the annotation of a GenBank genome assembly. Lineage: Eukaryota; Viridiplantae; Streptophyta; Magnoliopsida; Brassicales; Brassicaceae.